CCAGGGCGGCCAGCCCCGCCAGCUCAGGGGCGGCCCCUUCCGGAGGCGGCCUGCCCGCGAUGGCACGGCCCGGGGAUCCUUGGAGGCUUUCCCCGUCCGAGCCCGCGCCGCGCAGUGGAGAAACGCCUGCCGCAGAAGGGAGGGGUGAAAAACCGAAGGUGUAUCAAGGUGUCCGGGUAAAGAUCACAGUGAAGGAGCUGCUGCAACAGAGGAGGGCACACCAGGCAGCCUCAGGGGGAACCUUCUCUGGAGGCAGCGAUGUCCACCUUUCAGACCCAGUUGCACCAUCCUCUGCAGGACUCUAUUUUGAACCCGAACCAAUGUCUUCCACACCCAGUUAUUUUCAACCCCGAGAAUUUUCCACUUGUAUUUCUUGCGAAGAAAACCCAAACUGCCUGGAUCAGAUCUUUGAUUCCUACCUUCAGACUGAAACACUCUCCGAGCCCUUGCUCAACCCCGCGCAAAGUGCUCCAUACUAUCUGCCAGACGGCUUCCAGGCCAACCCUUUCUGCUUUAACCAGAGCCUGACCCCAGGAUCGCCUUCAGAUUCCUCCACUCUCUCUGGCUCCUUAGACUACAGUUACUCGCCAGCUCAGCCGCCUUCAUAUGCUUCAGAGAAUUAUAGUUCUCCUCCCUGUCUGGACACCCUAAACCAUGGCUACCCCCAGGAAGACUACUCCUACCACCACUUGCCCUCGCACGCCCAGUACAACUGCUUCUCCACCGCCACCGCCUCAGUCUGCCGCUGCGCGUCCUGCGAGGCAGAGCACUGGGAGGCCCUCAGAGCAGCGGAGUGCUUCUAUCCCAGCACAGACUGUGUGGACUUUGCCCCCUUAGCAGCCACCACCAAUGACUUCUACAAAAGGGAAACAAACUGCGACAUAUGCUACAGUUAAUAGAAGUGACGUGAUUUAGAACACGGCGUGGGCAUGUCUAUCUUUCUACCACACCUAGAUGACACUUCAAAAUAUGCAACCUGUUAGCUAAAUAUCACAAGCACGGUGUACAUGUCACUGUUUUCCAUUGUCUGAUGCUAAUGUCAGCAUUAAUGUCAAGUCCUUAAGCCCAGUUAUAGUGCCUACCUUAUACGCUGAGAGUCACAGUUUUUGUAGGUGAUUUUCCAUUUACUUUUCUGUGUAACCAACAAAUUCUGUCUUUUUUUUAAACUAAUAAAUAAUUUUGUAUUACUA
Chinchilla lanigera (long-tailed chinchilla) is the source of this 1190-nucleotide messenger RNA. It is a transcript of the gene Pou2af3, whose product is annotated as colorectal cancer associated 2. Gene Ontology annotation, molecular function: POU domain binding; DNA binding. The record is from RefSeq and is a predicted model, not a curated record. Lineage: Eukaryota; Metazoa; Chordata; Mammalia; Rodentia; Chinchillidae. Gene Ontology annotation, cellular component: cytoplasm.